Mesorhabditis spiculigera is the source of this 876-nucleotide messenger RNA. NCBI's taxonomy places the organism in Eukaryota, Metazoa, Nematoda, Chromadorea, Rhabditida, Rhabditidae. The record is from the annotation of a GenBank genome assembly.
AUGGGCAGCCAGGAGGUGUCAGUCACGAAGAAUAAUCGAUUCAUUAACUGCUACAAGAUGCCGGAGUUUGUCAACAUCACAUCGCUAGAUGAUGUGAUUGUUAAUGCUGGAACAACCGCUAGGGCAACUAGCGCAGCUUGCGGUGACACCUACUACAUGCAUCAUUCCGAAGACACCGGCGAGCUGGUCACUAUUGGAAUCUCCGAUAUCUUCGACGGUAGCACCGAUCUGACUGGUCUCUACGGGUUUGACGCUUUCGCUUCAAAUCGCCAAUUAUUCUAUAUGGGCGGUAUCUACGCAGCGGACUGGGACGGGAGCAUGAUACCGAUGUACGAGGCGGCUUGCGACUGGGAUUUCUGCAACGAUUUCGUACCCUGGAAGUUGGAGGAGCAGAAGGUGACAUGCCAUAUUUUAACACAAAAUGACGCAGACGGGACGCGGACUUGUUUGGGAGAAUACUGCGUCGGGAACUAUUCGGUCAACUUUGGCGCCGAGAACCAUAUAAAUUACAUCAUAUGUGCUGAAGAUAACUGUAAUUUCGAUCUUGCAACGGCCGUAGCUUCAGCGGCCCGUUACCAACCGGAUUUGCCGAAAUUUCAACCGUAUAUUCCUGAAACGCCAGAAGAAGUUACACCGCAACCUAAUUCAAAGACGACGAAACCAGGGAAAACACAGAAGACCAAGUCGACUAAAGCCUCAAAAACUACUACAACAGCUGCUCUUUCGACUUCAGAAGCAGCACGUCCAGCUGAAACAACAGAUAUGACGGACCCUGAAACUGAUGAACAAACUACCGUAUACCAGAAUCCACCUGCUUCCGCACCGAGCAGCUCGUGUUUUGACUGGAAGCCGGAAGAGAACGGAAUCUUUGCCUGC